Messenger RNA from Protobothrops mucrosquamatus (brown spotted pit viper), 1462 nucleotides. RefSeq names its product bradykinin-potentiating and C-type natriuretic peptides. Gene Ontology annotation, biological process: cGMP biosynthetic process; receptor guanylyl cyclase signaling pathway. Gene Ontology annotation, molecular function: hormone receptor binding; hormone activity. Lineage: Eukaryota; Metazoa; Chordata; Lepidosauria; Squamata; Viperidae. The record is from RefSeq and is a predicted model, not a curated record. Gene Ontology annotation, cellular component: extracellular region.
ACCCUCUCUGCCGGCGCCUGCGCAGCCCGAGAUGUUCGUCUCCCGCCUGGCGGCCAGCGGGCUGCUGCUCCUGGCCCUGCUGGCGCUCUCGCUCGACGGGAAGCCGGUGCACCAGUCGAAGCCGGGGCGGCCGCCGCCGAUAUCGCCGCUCUCGGUGCAGCAGUGGAUGCCGGGGGUCCGGCCGCCUCAUCACAUACCGCCGCUCUUGGUGCAGCAGUGGGCGCAGGGGAGCCCGCGUUCCGAGAUCCCGCCGGUGGGGGUGCCCCAGGGGCCGCCGCGUCCUAAGGUCCCGCCGGUGGGGGUGCAGCCCCACGAGAGUCCGGCGGGCGGCACGACGGCCUUCCGAGAGGAGCUGAGCCUGGGGCCAGAAGCGGCGUCGGCCCGCUGCACCCCAGAGGCUGCCGAAGAGCAAAGGGGCGUCGGCGACCUCGGCGGCGUCGCGGCCGAUGCGAGACUUGCGCACCGACGGCAAGCCGGAGCGGCAAAAGUGGGGCCGGAUGGUGCAACCCGACCACCACCACCACCACCACCACGUAGCAGCCGGCGCGGCGGCGGCGGCGGAGGCGGAGGAGCGCGUCGUCUGAAGGGGCUGGGCAAGAAAGCGGUGGGCGAAGGCUGCUUCGGCCUCAAGCUCGACCGCAUCGGCUCCACGAGCGGCCUGGGCUGCUGAAACCGUCGAGGGCGGCGCGAAGGCGACACCUGGCGGCGGUCUUUGAAGGGACACCCCACCCCAUCCGCGGACAUUUCUGGACAUCCCCUGCAAUUCAUCCAGGGACCCCAGGCCCACACAGCCUGUCUCCUGUUGGUACGAGCACUUGAAGCAGAACCAGCCUUUUUUGAGUGGGAGGGUUCUGGGUAGGGUUGGACUGAGUUUUGCGCCCCCAAAUCUUCCUGUCUUACCUAAUAUAUACAUAGAUGCCAUAUAUAUAUAUAUCAAUAGAUACAAACACACCCAACACAAAAACACACCCGCCCACAACUUCUUCCCCGCGACAAAGGACCGUUUCGGGAGACGGAGAGAACCAGCUGCGUAUGCCAUCCAGAUUGCUGUUUGUACAUUCGUGUCACGCAUAAAUGUAUUUAAGUUGUAAAGGCUAUUUAUAUAUUGUUUAUAAAGAGAUAUUUAUAAAAAAAAUUUUAUUUAUGUAAACUAAACGAAAAGGGGUCGAGCAUUGUAAACUUUUUUUUCCCCCCCUUCUCAUCCUGAAUAGUCGGAAGGAAAGAAAAAAAAUUCAUGGACGAUUUGGUAACCUGUCUUGCGUUUUAAUCGGACGCAGACUUUCUUUCUUUCCAAAAUGGGUGGUUUGAACAAGGCUUUUAGAUACCACGGAUAAGAGUAAAAAAUGCAUUUGUAAAGAAAUCGCACGCUAUCUACCAAAGGUGUAAAAGAACCCGACGCGCCGUUUUUGUCGUUUUUAGCAGAAAUAAAGAACCACUUUUCAAAAUGGUCCUCAGAAUUAAA